Messenger RNA from Polyodon spathula (Mississippi paddlefish), 3019 nucleotides. Its product is annotated as transcription factor CP2-like. The coding region runs from base 251 to 2014 and encodes 587 amino acids. Lineage: Eukaryota; Metazoa; Chordata; Actinopteri; Acipenseriformes; Polyodontidae. The record is from RefSeq and is a predicted model, not a curated record. Gene Ontology annotation, cellular component: nucleus. The transcript has 19 exons. Gene Ontology annotation, molecular function: RNA polymerase II cis-regulatory region sequence-specific DNA binding; DNA-binding transcription activator activity, RNA polymerase II-specific. Gene Ontology annotation, biological process: regulation of transcription by RNA polymerase II.
UAAGGAUCUAAAUUUUUAGGCUGUUGUGUGCCAAAGAGAUAAGAAUUGGACUUGAUAAAGAUUCUCCAUGUAUUCUUAUGGAGACAAAUUCUAUAAAACCUCACACUUUUCGCAAAGGGGCACCACAGUCAAGACUCAGCUUGGCAGAGUGAUGUGGUCCAUCAUUUGCAGAUCUCCACAACACAAUUCUGAUUCCUUUGUUCACACUACUUUUCCUUAUAAUAGGAGGCACCGGUGAAGCGCACCCUGGAUGGAUCCCAUUCCAGUUGACUCCUCCCCCCGCGACGGGUGCAGGUUAAACUGUCCCACGGCGCCACAAUCCUUCGACCGAACUCGCAAUGAGAAAGUGAGAUCGGUUUCGGAGUGGAGACGGAGCAAGGAGCAACUAGCGAAAGAUACUGACAGGAAAUUGUUGGUAGAAAUUGAGAGAGAAAAGCUUAACUUGGGUCGUCCAAUUGAAAACAUGGCUUGGGUGCUGAAGAUGGAUGAUAGCUCUGUCGAGUCGGGGCUGGUGCAUGACUUCGAUGCCAGUCUCUCUGGAAUCGGGCAAGAACUGGGCGCCGGCGCCUACAGUAUGAGUGAUGUCUUGGCACUGCCCAUUUUCAAGCAGGAAGAUUCAAGCCUCCCCCCAGACAGCGAGACCAAAAACCCUCCAUUCCAGUAUGUUCUGUGUGCUUCCACCUCGCCAGCAAUCAAACUGCACGAUGAGACCCUCACAUACCUGAACCAAGGUCAGUCCUAUGAAAUCCGAAUGUUGGAUAACAGAAAGAUGGGAGAACUGCCUGAAGUGAACAGUAAAACAGUGAAGAGCAUAGUGAGAGUGGUGUUCCAUGACAGGAGGCUUCAGUAUGUGGAGCAUCAGCAGCUGGAGGGCUGGAGGUGGAAUCGCCCCGGAGACAGGCUGCUGGAUGUUGAUAUCCCAAUGUCUGUUGGAAUUAUUGACCCAAGGACAAACCCAAACCAGCUCAAUGCAGCUGAAUUUCUGUGGGACGUUACAAAGCGCGCUUCAGUUUUUGUCCAGGUACAUUGCAUCAGCACAGAAUUUACUCCUAGGAAGCACGGUGGUGAGAAGGGUGUUCCGUUCAGAAUUCAGAUCGACACUUUCAAUCAGAAUGAGAAUGGAGAAUACACUGAUCACCUCCAUUCAGCCAGCUGCCAAAUCAAGGUCUUCAAGCCAAAGGGAGCAGACAGAAAGCAGAAGACUGACCGAGAGAAGAUGGAGAAAAGGACCCAGCAGGAGAAAGAAAAGUACCAGCCUUCAUAUGACACCACCUUCCUGGCAGAGUGUUCUCCUUGGCCAGACAACGCCUAUGUGAAUACCACGCCAACAUCUGCUCCUACAUUUACCUCUACAGUGCACAGCACUUUCACUGUUCCAGACAGGCGAGGACAUUCAAGUUUGGAACUGAGCAGCACAAGCAGUUCCUCGUCACCAAAUCAUCAGGGAGAUGUUCUAGCCAACGUGGCUAUUGAACAAAUUGGCCCAACUGCUUCUAUACAGGAGGCGCAGCAAUGGCUUCACAAGAAUAGGUUUUCUGCAUUCGCACAAAUAUUAUCAAACUUCUCAGGUUCUGAUUUACUUAAGCUGACGCGAGAGGAUCUGGUUCAAAUUUGUGGCCCAGCUAAUGGAAUUCGACUGUUUAAUUCACUUAAAUUAAGGUCUGUUAGGCCACGCUUGACUAUCUAUGUCUGUCAGGAAGCAACGCAGCCAGAAACUCUUUCACAGCUGGAAAACCAGCAAGAGACUGAGACUGGAGAACACAACAAUAGUGCAAUAUAUGUGUAUCAUGCUCUCUACUUGGAGGAGAUGACUGCAACAGAGCUAACCAGGAAGAUUGCCUCAGUUUUUAAUAUCUCCUUAAAUCAGAUUAAUCAGGUUUAUAGACAGGGUCCAACGGGCAUACAUAUACUCGUCAGUGAUCAGAUGGUGUACAACUUUCAAGAUGAAAGCUGUUUUUUAAUCAACACAGUGAAAGCAGAAAACAGUGAAGGUCAUCACGUGAUAUUGAAGUGAAGCAUGCCAGCUAACGUUGGACUGGUAUUUCAACAGGAAGAAAUAAUUUAAAAGAAAAUGUGCAAAAACAGCCUUUUAAAAGAAGCAUUGAGCAAAUCCAAGCUGAUGUUCGAAUCUGAUUUAUAGUGUAUAAGAAUGUUUCAUAUUGAAAACAGAAAGAUAUUAAAUAAAAGUCAACAGAUAAGCCACUGUCUCGAAUCUCCCGUCUCCUGCGGCAUAAUCCUUAACACUCACUCAGCCUUUCAUUUUUUGAAAGCAAGUAAAUGCCUGUAUAUAUGAGUUUUUGCACGGGUGGUUGGUUCCUUAUCUUGCUAGAAGUAUGGAGUGAAAUGUUUCACUUGCAGGUAUUAUAUUUUGACUUCUAUUGUAAAAGAUGUGGCGUACACACCUGAAGAAGCCUCAAUAUGGAAAAGAAUACUGUAAAACUGAAAUACUGUAAAAUAAGAAUACUGUAAUACUGAAAUAUCUGCAACUUUUGUGAAUGUCUCACUGUGGACAUUUACAGCAACACAUGUUUAUGCAUGUAAACUAUACAUAUACUGUAUAUAAACUGAGUUGAGUAAUUAUGAAAAUUAUGUGGCAUGUAUGUUUUGCUAAUUUUAAUAAAAGCUAAAUUAGUGAAUAUAUUUAGUGCCAGCAAACAUUUCAUGUUUUACAGUAUUCUCUCUCUCUCUCUUCAAAAUGCUGCCUUCCCCUGCCUGUUUGCACAGUCGCCCAAAGGCCCGCUUUGCAGGCUGUAUUACAGUGAUGCUAGUAGUCACUUAGCAGCCUCUGGGGUGAUGUUGUUAAGGGAAUGAAAAGGAUAGCAUAGAAGUUUUAUAAAAUGAACCAGCUCUUACAGCCAGGAUUUUAUUUAUGCUUUACAUGGAAAUGCAUAUCCAUACAGCUACUGCAGAGGUGGUGGGUGUACUGUUUUCUUGUUGGGGCCAUUUAAUUAGACUGAUAUCACAGUGUAACAAAUUUUUUUUUUGUUCCUGGGUAGUAAGUGUUAUUUCCUAAUUGCUU